CUUAAAUGGAAACUUAUUAGCUAAAGAAACAAUCUCUAGGAUAGCUUAACUUAUAAAUUAUCAUAUAUUGAGUAUUCAAUAAUAAAAUUAAGGAACACCCUGCAUUAAUGAGACCUGGUUUAGCCAUAAUUUAGGUAGGAAAGAAUCCAUCAUCUUUAACAUAUGUGCGCAAGAAGAUUACUCUCUGUGAAGAAAAUGAAGUACAUCAUGAACUAUAUCACUUCCCAGAAAAUAUUACUCAGCAAGAAAUUGUUCAUUAAAUUAGAACUUUAAAUUAGUAAGGAUCCAUUGAUGGCAUUCUUGUUCAAGUAUAUCUUAUAAUUAUUAUAAAAAGCUUCCAUUGCCUCCCCAUUUAUCAAGAUUAGAAAUAUCUAAUGAAAUUAAACCAAGUAAAGAUGUAGAUUGUUUACAUAUGGCUAAUUUUUAAAAUCUUCUUUAAAAUGGUGAAGAUAACGACAUAAUUCCAUGUACACCAGCUGCAGUGCUUCAUAUCUUAGAUACCUAAGAAAUUGAUGUGAGAAAUCAAAAUGUUACUGUCAUUGGUAGAAGUCAGUUAGUUGGAUUCCCAUUAUCUGUACUUUUACUUAGAAGAAAUGCGAAAGUCACCAUAUGUCAUUCUGAAACUACUGUACAAGAACAUGUUGAAAAAGUACUUAUAUUUAAUCAAACUAUAGGCUGAUAUUGUGAUUUCAUGUGCUGGUCAUAAAGAAUUGGUUAAAGGAGAUUGGAUCAAAAAUGGAGCCAAAGUUAUUGAUGUUGGAAUUACUAGAAUUCCUGGUACCAAUAAAAUUGUUGGUGAUAUUGAAUAUCAAAAAGUUUUAACAUCUCAUUAUUUUAGGCGCUUCCUAAAGUCAGUUUCAUCACACCCGUCCCUGGAGGAGUUGGUCCUUUAACUGUUUCCAUGCUUUUUAAAAAUCUAUAUCGGGUAUGGUGUCGAUCUAAUGGAUUAAAACUCAAUAUUGAUGAAUAAGAUGAAGAAAUGGAUUAUGCUUAAAACUACUAAUUCUGA
Messenger RNA from Paramecium sonneborni, 1009 nucleotides. NCBI's taxonomy places the organism in Eukaryota, Ciliophora, Oligohymenophorea, Peniculida, Parameciidae. The record is from the annotation of a GenBank genome assembly.